CGACUCGUUAUUCAUUGUAUUGAAUAUUCAGUUGAAUUGAUUGACAAAUUGAAUACAAAAUUCAUUUAACAAAACGUUUGUAAACUAAUAGACAGAUUGUGUUGUUUAUUGCCGAUAGUGGCCACAAAUCGCCGAUAAAAUGGCACAUUUGGACAAAUUGAUGAUUCAGGGCAUCCGUAGCUUCAAUCCCGACGAAGCGCAGUCUAUUAAGUUUUAUCCGUUGACUGUUAUCUUGGGUCCCAAUGGCGCCGGCAAGACGUCCAUCAUUGAGGCGCUUAAGUACGCGACCACUGGUCUGUGGCCACCAAACAGUUCACAGGGCAAGACAUUUGUGUUGGAUCCUAUUGUGGCCAAUAAACCUACUGUUAGGGCACAGGUCAGGCUUAAGUUCAAUGAUGUGGAGCGCAAAUCAACGACAAUCACCAGAAGUCUUGAAUUGAAUGCACGCAAAACAAAAGGAAAGACAUCAUUGAGUCUGAAGACAUUGAAUUCAGUUAUCAAUAGAGACAACAAACCAAUUGAUCAAAGAUGUGCCGACAUUAACAACGAAAUGCUUGAAUUGAUGGGCGUAUCUAAGGCUGUCUUGAAUAAUGUUAUCUUUUGUCAUCAGGAAGACUGUAAUUGGCCUCUCAGUGAUGGUAAGGCUCUUAAGGAGAAGUUUGACGACAUCUUUGGUUCCGAUGGUUAUGUGAAAGCAUUGGAAAGGAUUAGAAAGUUAAGAAAACAAGAGUUGGAUAAAUAUAAACUUCUAGAUAAAGAUGUUAAACAUUUGGAGUUUAUUAAACAACAAUUGGAUUCAAAACGCAAAGAACUUAAUAAAUAUAAGACACAAUUGGAUACUCUGAAGACAAUGUAUGCCGAAAGUGAGACACAAUUAAAUGAUAAGAAAGAAGAAUUGGAUACAAUUGUACGUAAAGAAGAAACAGUUCAAUCAAUUAUCAAUAAAAUCAAUUUAAUCAAAGGAUCGCUAACUGAAAAACAGAAGAAUUUAAACAAAUUGAAAGCUAAUAUAAAAACUCCUUUAACUUCAACAGAGAGUGAAAUUAGGACCGAAAUCGACAACUUUGCUGAUAAUUGUCUCAAAUCUGAAGAACAAAAGAAAUCAUUGGAGUCUAAAGUUACAGAUUUAUCUCAAAGUUAUAAAGAACUCAAUGAAAAACAAAAAGGUUUUAACAAAGAGUUAAAUGAACUGCAAUUUGCAGAGAAACGAUUGGAACAGCUUUAUAGCGAAAGAAAUCUAUUAGUUGUCAAAUUGCCAGAAACCACAAGUAUUACUAUUGAUGACAACAUUAUUAAUAAAUUAAAGUUAAAUGAAAGUCUUGAGAAUAAUGAUGUCUCGAAUGUUUUGAGCGCUUUAGACAAUGAAUUAACUCAAUUGAAUCAACAAAUUGGCGACAGAAGAAAUGAGGUCCAGAAAUCAAACGGCGAUUUAUGUGAAAAAUUAAGUCUUUUGCGGUCAACUCAAAGCAAAUAUGAACACGAAGUUCAACUAAGAACUGAUGAACAAAGUGCUAAAAUUAAAGCUUCAGAAGGAUUUGAAGCGAAACUUAAAAAGUUUUCUAAAUCUGAAGCAGAAUUAGAAUUACUUAUCAAAGAUAUACAAAGGCUUACACAAGAAAUCAAGCAAAUGGAGAGUCAAGACAUGGACAGUAAAAAAAAGGAUAAUGAGUUAAAAGAAGACCAACGAAAAAAUUUGAAGAAUGAGAUCAAUGUUUUAGAGGAAAAAUUAAAUGUUUUGCGCCAACAAAAUGACGAACGAAUUAAAUUAGAUAUUUUAACUAAAGAUAGAAAUGAAAAGCAAACUAAAGUCAAACAAAUCAGUGAAAUAUAUAAUGAAGUGAUGGAAAAGGUUGGCGCCAUUGAGGGACAGUUCUAUUCUUCUCUUCAAAAUCAUUUACAGACUGUCACCACUCAAAUAGAGAAAAAGUCAAAUGAGGUCUCGAAGAAGGAAAAUCAAUUGAGUGCAUCCGUGGCUAAGACAGAGAGUGAUAAUAAUUCUCUUAAAGAGAAAAAGAAAAAAUUGAAAGAAUUGGAAUCAAAUGUUAAGAAAUUGUGUAAAUUAGAUGAUUUUGAAACCACAGUUAUUUCAGCAGACAAUGAGCUUAAAGAAUUGAGACUUCAUUUUUCUGAAUUAGAAAAUUAUGAACCAUUUCUUAAGACUCAGAUUCAGUCGAUUGAGAGCACAAAUUCGUGUCCAGUUUGUGAACGGGAUGUUAUCACUGAUUGGAAUUCUAGUAAAGGAAACAAACUUAACAAAAAUGAAUUAAUUGUUAAAUUAGAGAAAAUGGUUACUCAAACACCUGAAGAGAUAACAGUACUGAAGACUAAAAUUAAGACUAAAGAGAAAGAGUAUAAUGAGUUGAUUGCUUUGCGUCCAAUUGUGGCAUCAAUUAAGUCUUUGACUGAAGAGAUACCUAGACUUGAAGCUAAAGUUAAUUCCUUAAAAGAGGAAAAUGAUUCAAAUAAAGUAACCAUUGAUAAGGAGAAAAUGAUUAUCAAUAAACAAAAGAAUGAAUUGAAUACAUUAAGAGCUGUUUCUCAAGAGGCCAGUGAUUAUGAUAAGUGUUGGACUGAAAUACAGGAGUUGAACAAAAAGAUAGAUUCAAUUGAUUUGGACACUGAUUUGGAAACUCAAUCAAUUGAAGAAUUGUCAAAUGAAUUGCAAGAAAGGCGUAAAUUAUACGAUGAAAUUGAGACACAAAUGUCUGCAAAUCAUAAGUUGAUUGCAGAAUAUUCUAAUAAUUACAACAAAAAACAAACUGAAUUACAAAGAUGUGAGCGCAAGAAAUUAGAUAUCGAGAAGAAUGAACACGAAAUGUCCAGUUUUAAGAAGAAAAUUGCAGAACUCAAAGAUGAGAUCAAAACUUUGGACGACUCUAUAAUUGAUUCACAAAUGAAAGCUAUGGAUUUAAAACCAAAAAUUAGUGAAACUGAGACUCAAUUGAAAGAUGUAAACAAUGAGUUAAAAGAAUUUGAAGACAAUAUUAAUACGAAAAUAGUUUUACUUAAAGAAAAACAGAAAGACUUGGAGAGAAUGAAUAAAGAGAUUGAUAAUCAUAUCAAUACUCAAAGUUCUGAUAAAAUGAAUGAAUUGAACACUUUAUUAACUGAAUUGAAAACUGAUUUGUCACGAGUCGAGUCUGAAAGAAAAACAAUAACGGAUGAGAUCAUCAAUAUAUCUAAAGAGAUAUCUGGUUUUGAAGUAAAAAAGCGUGAAUUAACUGAUAGUCUUCAAUGUCUUGAGAUUCAAACUGAAAUAGACAGCGAAACCGUUAAUCUUAAGACUGAAGAAGAAAAAUUAGGUUUUAGUAAUAUUCGUGAAUUAAAGACAAAGAAAAGCGAAAUGGAAAGAGAAGUGAGAAAAUUGGAAUCACUUCGAUCACAGUCUGAGGCAAAACAAACACCUAUUAUUGAAAUGAUUACGAGAUUAGAAAAAGAUGUUAAACUGGAACCGUUCUGUAGUGCAGAAGUCAAAUACAAACAAAAAUUUAUUGAUUUAGCCAUUAGUGAGAUAGCCGGCGAAGAUCUCAAUAAAUACUAUAAAGCACUGGAUUUUGCAAUUUCUGAUUUUCACAGCAAAAAGAUUGAAGAAAUUAAUAAACUUAUUAAAGGUUUUUGGAAACAGGUUUACAAAGGCGUUGAUAUCGAUUACAUUAAGAUAAUGAGCGAUGAAAUUGAAAGAAGUGCUGAUAAGCGCCGAGUAUUUGAUUACAGAGUAGUUAUGGUUAGAAAUAACACUGAGAUGGAUAUGAGAGGGCGGUGUAGUGCCGGACAAAAAGUGUUGGCCUGUCUUAUCAUACGACUAGCUUUGGCCGAAAUAUUUAGCGCUAAUUGUUGUGUACUGGCAUUGGAUGAACCGACCACUAACUUAGACAGUCAUAACAUAUCAUCGUUUGCUACCGCUAUCACUGAAAUUGUCAAAUACCGGAGCAAAUGGAAGAAUGCAAACUUCCAGUUGAUUAUCAUUACACACGACGAAGAGUUCUUGCGAUGUCUUGAUUCAGAUACCGGUCAGUACUACUAUGAAGUGUUCAAAACAAACGGCUUUUCCACUAUUGUUCGCAAAUCUGUUGCCGAUGACAACGAUCACACCGCUGAUGGAGAUAACAGUUAAAUAAAUUAUUAUUGAAUUUUUUGUAUUGAAAUUCAUGUCUGGAAAUAAUUUUUGUUUUAUUAACUAAUCGUUCAUUAAUUAUUCAUUUUAAAUAUUUGUUAUAUUUUUUAUAAAAAAUU
This is a messenger RNA of Oppia nitens, 4233 nucleotides long. It is a transcript of the gene rad50, whose product is annotated as DNA repair protein RAD50-like. Bases 140 to 4114 code for a protein of 1324 amino acids. Gene Ontology annotation, biological process: double-strand break repair; chromosome organization involved in meiotic cell cycle; telomere maintenance via recombination. The record is from RefSeq and is a predicted model, not a curated record. The transcript has a single exon. Gene Ontology annotation, cellular component: condensed nuclear chromosome; nucleus; Mre11 complex. Gene Ontology annotation, molecular function: ATP hydrolysis activity; G-quadruplex DNA binding; double-stranded telomeric DNA binding. Lineage: Eukaryota; Metazoa; Arthropoda; Arachnida; Sarcoptiformes; Oppiidae.